CACCGACGACAUCAGUGAUCAGUUGUGCCAAUGCCACGACGGUCCCACGGUGGAUGUAUCGUUCGUUCUUUACGCGCGCCAAGGAUGUUUUAAUAAAAUAAUUCGGCAGCGUCACGCGGUUGAGUCUCUUCGUCUGGACGUUCUCUCCCGACCAACGUAGUUUCGAGCGCGGUGGGCGCGUUACUUGCGACAAAACGUCGUAACGUCGGCUUCGUGUUCCGGUAGUCCGCCAUUACUGGCGUGCUCCCGCGGCAUACAGUCCGGCGUACCAUCCGGCUUCGUCGCGGAGCUGAAAUCCUUUAUCCCGUGAGUGCGGUCAGGAGGUUCUUUCAACAAUAAUCAUGGCACGGAGCCGAAAGGACAGCACGGGUAAGAGCGACUCCGAAGCUACGGAUAAGGAGAACAAGAAGGAGAGAGGCAGAGAGAAGGAACGGAAGAAACGGGCGGCAUCUUCUUCCAGCAGUGGAUCUAGCUCAUCAGAUAGCAGUUCAGGAUCUUCAAGCUCUAGCAGUGGCAGUAGUUCUAGAUCAAGCUCCUCUUCCAGUAGUUCAUCUAGUAGUUCUGCUAGCUCUUCAGCCAGUUCCAGGGAGCGAGGGAGAAAGAGAAGUCGUAGCAAAAGCGUCGAUGCCUCGCGGAGACAUGACAAUAAGGAGAAGGAGAGGGAUAAAGAAAGAGAAAGGGAAAGGGAUAGGGACAAGGAUAGGGAUCGCGAUAAAGAGAGAAAGAAAGGAAAUAAUGCUGUUCCCGAAAAAGCUAAACAAAAAGCACGAUCCAGAUCUCCCUCCCCACGUAGGAAGCGUAGAGAGCGUUCGCCGAUUCCUAGGCCAACAAAAAUACACAUCGGCCAUCUAACACGGAACGUCACCAAAGAUCAUGUCAUAGAGAUAUUUUCCGCGUAUGGUCAAAUAAAGAUGGUUGACUACUCUUUGGAUAAGCUUCAUCCCAAUCAGGGUAGGGGAUUUGCCUAUGUCGAAUUCGAAACAGCGGAUGAAGCCGAAAACGCGAUGAAACACAUGGACGGAGGGCAAAUAGACGGCCAAGAAAUCACGGCUGCUCCAGUAUUAUUGCCGAAGCCCCGACCGUUGCCGAUGCGCCGUAUGUCGCCGGGCAUGGGUAGGCGCGCCCCACCACGAUGGGGAGGCGGUGGUAGAAACACCCCGCCACGUUAUCGCAGACGUUCGCCGCUCAUGAAUCGCCGUAGAAGCCCGCGACCACCGAGGCGCAGGAUAAGAACUCGAUCGCGAAGUCCACCGGGGAACCCUCGACAUCGACACCGUCGUUACACAAGAUCCAGUUCGAGUAGUUCUCGAUAAUGAUUUUUCAUUGCAUUGUAUAUACAAGAUAUCGAACUAGAUAUGACCAACAUUGUCGUGCAGUUGUGCUACUGCACUGAAAAAAAGUAAUGUGUAACGAUUACGUCUUAAUAAUGAUAAGGUACGUUCGCCAAUGGCGAUCAUAAACUCUCGUUUAUAUAUAUAUCACAACAGUUUCAUGUUUCGUCAAAGCACACUUUUGAAAUAUAUUAAUUUCGCAACAUGUA
Messenger RNA from Temnothorax curvispinosus, 1540 nucleotides. RefSeq names its product RNA-binding protein with serine-rich domain 1-A-like. Gene Ontology annotation, molecular function: RNA binding. Gene Ontology annotation, cellular component: cytoplasm; nucleoplasm; ASAP complex. Bases 342 to 1313 code for a protein of 323 amino acids. The record is from RefSeq and is a predicted model, not a curated record. Gene Ontology annotation, biological process: mRNA splicing, via spliceosome. Lineage: Eukaryota; Metazoa; Arthropoda; Insecta; Hymenoptera; Formicidae. The transcript has 5 exons.